Molecule: messenger RNA, 878 nt
Organism: Sphaeroforma arctica JP610
Lineage: Eukaryota; Ichthyosporea; Ichthyophonida
Exons: 3
Coding region: 6-866 (286 amino acids)
Source: RefSeq, a predicted model, not a curated record
AAGCCAUGUCGACCAUUCCACAACUGUGUUCAGCAGCAACACAGCCUCCUACCAUAUCGGCCCUACCCGAUGAUCUAGAUGUACUGAUUGGUAUGCUUCGCCGAGGACACACCCAGUAUAACAAUCUCCGAACUACUUAUCUACAUAUAUUACGGACUUUUGAACAUGCCAGACACCAUUGGGAACUUCUUGUUACCAUGGAGAGGAAAUUGAGUGAAGCAGAGAAGGUGUUGAGCACGCAUACUGCAGCAGAAAAGGAGUUGAUGACUAUUUUCAAGGAUUUGAGACUUGUGUCGACGAACAGGAUGAAGCGUGUAGAUUCUAGCCAUGUAUGGCACCGGAAGAAAAAGACCAACGCCGCCAAGGCAGCUAUGGCCGCACUGUGCAAGUCGUUUCCCGAUAGAGUGCGUGUGAAGAACAUCGCUUUCUCCAUAUCAAUGACCGCGGACGACAGUCCCCUCGAUAGGGACAUGUGGGUGAUGAAUGAGAACCUCGAGACAAUGCGAGUGGCUGACAGAGAUGACACCACAUAUAUAUUACGUCAUCCAGUACCGAACUCCGAAUAUGUCGAUACCAACGGAAAAUGCAACUCCACCGCACACCAAAAGUAUGGUGGUACCGGUCGAUAUUUGGAUGAAAUUUAUAACACAGCGAUAGAACACGACAACCUCUUCAAAAAACCUUGGAAGAGAAAGUCGAAAAACUGCAUGGGAAGGGAGAAUGUGAGGGCUGAGAAUAUAUACCACAGGGAUGAUUAUACUAAUGAAUGUAGUGAUGUCGAGUAUGAAGACUGCGAUAGCAGCGAUGCUGAUGAGUGUGUUGGCAACACUCUUGGAAAUAACAUACCGCUAGGUAUAAACAAAUAACUCGAGAUAUAA